AUACUUGCUUUGCAAGCUGAACUAAAUUUCCACAGAAAUUUAUAUAAUCUUCAGGUUAAAUAUAUUGAAGCUGUAUUUGAUGGGAUAAAGCAAGCAUACCACACAUUUCAAGAUAAUGUUGCUAUGGUUCUUUGUUCCCCACUGCAAGAUGUUUUUUCUUCUUAUACAAAACUUAAAACUGGAGCCUCAGAGGAUGCUUUGAGGGACUUUCUCACUGCUUUUAAAAACAAUGCUGAACAAAUCCAAUAUGCUAUUGAAACUUUGACUCCAUCAGCAAGCCAGCAGCGGGAAGGUGAUGAAGCCCUGUCAAAAUUUGGAAAAGAGUUCUUUCUAUCUCUAGAACAGUCACUCAAAGCCUGUGGAGAACAACGGGAUAAAGCAGCCAAUGAAAUGGGAAUCUUACAGAUGGAACUGGAUCAGGCUUUAGAAAAACUUCAGAAUUUAAGGGAACAAAAGAUGAAAAAAUCAGGGACCAUUCAGCAUUUCCCUAAUUAUGAAGAAAUUUCAACAAGUUGCUUGAAUGUAGUUUCCCAAAAGUCUGAACCUCAUUUCCCAUCUAAUUUUCCUCCAACCAGACUUAACCCUUUGUUAAAACAAGCUUCUGUUGCAGAGAAACAAUCUACCAAUUUGCUCCCCAAGCAAAGACUGGGAAAUUGUGAUGAUACAGUUAUCCAACAGAAGGGAAAGACCCUUCAUAGGAGCAGGAGUAUGAAGGCUACUGAAAAGGCAGCAUGGCAAGAUUAG
Notechis scutatus (mainland tiger snake) is the source of this 744-nucleotide messenger RNA. The record is from RefSeq and is a predicted model, not a curated record. NCBI's taxonomy places the organism in Eukaryota, Metazoa, Chordata, Lepidosauria, Squamata, Elapidae.